Molecule: messenger RNA, 2247 nt
Organism: Yamadazyma tenuis ATCC 10573
Lineage: Eukaryota; Fungi; Ascomycota; Pichiomycetes; Serinales; Debaryomycetaceae
Source: RefSeq, a predicted model, not a curated record
CGCAAGAACCUCACUCAGUUACUUUUUUGAGUUUCUCAUGUAUUGCACGACAUUUAGAUUGACAUGAGGAUCUGCAAUCGGUUCUUCCUUAUCGCGAUUUUCAAUAUUAUGAACAACUUAUCGUACGCAUAGUUGAGCAAUGAAACACCUACCCCAAACAUUAGCUGCCACCCAAACUCUUAUAAGUUAGAUAUCCUUUAUUCAGUUUAGACAGAGAGUGUUGAGUGUACCCGUUAACAAUCAUGAAUCAAUCGCCGUAGACCGAAUGCAAGGUAGCCUAAUAAAAUAUUCUUAUGUAAGUUACAAGGCAAUACAUGCAAAAACAGAGCCGCAUGGCAAAAAUCGGAGAGUUUUCCUAUCAAGCUCAAAUUUCCGGAUCGAGAAGGUGGGAGCAGUGAUUGUGGAAGGUUUCCAAUAAUUCCCCGUAAGCAGGAUUGUUCUUAUCAGUUAUAAAGUGUUGACCUCCCUCUUAUGCCGGUAGUAUAGAAAUUUCCAAUUAGAAAAAUGUCUGCUUCCAUACUUAGUAGCCAAGAAAAAGAGAAGAAACAGCCAGUCGUUUAUGCAACCGAAGCUGAUAUCGGUUCCUUGAACGAUAAUGCCAGUGAUUCAGGUGAUGAGUAUUUCGAUCAUCUCCAUCAUGAAAGAACGUUAAGUAAGGCUCUUAAUUCCAGACAUUUGGGAAUGAUUACACUUGUAGGGGUCUUUGGAACCGGUUUGUUCCUUUCUUCUGGUGGUACCUUAGCCAACGCUGGGCCCGUUGGAAUUCUACUUGCCUAUCUUGUUGUCGGUCUCGUUGUCGGUGCUAACCAAAUGUGUAUCACCGAAUGUGCUUGUUUUAUGCCCGUCACCAGUGGUUACGUUAGACAUUCUGAACAUUUUGUUGAUGAGGCUCUUGGAUUUAUGAUGGGGUGGACUGACAUUUAUUCAUCAUGUAUUCCAAAUGAGCUUUCUGCUGCUGCCGUGGUGGUGCAAUAUUGGACCGAUUUGAGUCCAGCUAUCUUUAUCACUAUUUUUGCUAUUGCUUGUAUUGCCACCAAUGCUUAUAAUGUGAGGUGGUACGGUGAAAUUGAAUUUGUUUUUGGAAUCUUGAAGCUUACUUUGAUUGUCAUAUUGAUAGUAACCGGUCUUGUUAUUGACUUGGGUGGAACUGGGGACAGAAUUGGAUUCAGAUACUGGAAAGACCCUGGUCCAUUUGUGGAAAAGUACACAACUGGUAGUUUGGGACACUUUGCUGGUUUCUGGAAAGCCCUUAGUUCUGUUGUUUAUGCUUACGCAGGUGUACAAGCCAUUGGUUUAUUGUCUGGUGAAGCCGAACAUCCAAGAAGAGCAAUCUUCAGGGCCGCAAAGAGAGUAUUUUACAGAGUGUUUACUCUUUACCUUCUCACUGUUUUCGUGUUGACGUUGAUCGUCCCAUCGAAUAACGAAACAAUUGCGUCGCCUAAUGGAACUGCAGCAGCCUCGCCAUUUGUAGUCGCUAUGCAAGGGCAAGUGAAGGUAUUGCCUCAUUACAUCAAUGCUAUUGUUUGUACUUCUGCUUUUAGUGCUGGAAACUUGAACAUUAUCAAAGCUUCAAGAACUUUAUUCGCAUUGGCUGCAAAGGGUCAAGCACCAAAGAUAUUCUUAAAAGUUAACAAACAUGGAUUACCAUGGGUGGGUGUCACUUUUGCUUGUGCUUUCAUUCCAUUGGCUUAUAUGUCAGUCAGUUCCGGUUCUGAUACUGUGUUCUCUUGGUUCCAAAAUAUCACUUCUUCAAAUACUCUUUUGAACUGGAUUCUUAUCUCCGUCAACCACAUUGGAAUGAUGAGGGCUUUCAAAGCUCAAGGAUACAGCAGAGAACUCUUACCCUACAAGUUCAAGGGAACAGUUUUCGCUUCGUGGUUUUCCUUAUUCUUCUCGGUGCUUUUCUUGUUGACAGGUGGAUUCACCAACUUUAUCCACGGUCAAUUUGACUUUGGUUCUUUCUUUGGAGCGUACUUUAUCAUUCCAUUCUCCAUUAUUCUUUACGGUGGAUACAAGAUUAUCAAAAGAACUAAGUUUCAGGACCCCAAAAAGGUUGACUUGAAGAGUAUUUUCAAGGAUAUUGAACUUUAUCCUGAACCGGAGUACCCGAAGUUAAAGGGGUGGGAGUUGAUCACCCUUAUUUGGGCUUAAAACAAAGGAACAUUUUAGUUCUUAUAACUUCCACUAAUUGUGAUUUUAGCGUAGUUUUAUUGUGGAUAUCAAUUUACAAGGCUCAUAUACUUUUUU